AUGGCCCAAGCAAGCACCAAGGUCCAGACGCUCAUUGACGAGAACCCCGUCGUCGUCUUCUCCAAGUCCUACUGCCCGUACUGCCGCGCCACCAAGGAAACCCUCAGAAAGCUCGGCGCCGAGUUCAAGGCUCUCGAGCUCGACCAGAUCACCGACGGCGCCGCCUUGCAAGAUGCCCUCGAGGACAUCACCGGCCAGCGCACCGUUCCCAACGUCCACAUCAGGCAGAAGCACAUUGGCGGCAACUCUGACGUCCAGAGCCUCAACAACUCCGGCAAGCUGGAGGGUUUGUUGAAGGACUCUGGUGCGCUCAAGGCGUAA
Messenger RNA from Metarhizium robertsii ARSEF 23, 321 nucleotides. Its product is annotated as Glutaredoxin active site protein. Gene Ontology annotation, cellular component: cytoplasm; nucleus. Bases 1 to 321 code for a protein of 106 amino acids. The record is from RefSeq and is a predicted model, not a curated record. Gene Ontology annotation, biological process: cellular response to oxidative stress. Gene Ontology annotation, molecular function: glutathione disulfide oxidoreductase activity. The transcript is spliced from 3 exons. NCBI's taxonomy places the organism in Eukaryota, Fungi, Ascomycota, Sordariomycetes, Hypocreales, Clavicipitaceae.